AAGAACAACUUGAGAGUUUAUUUGUUAUCAUGUCAUCCAUCAACAGAUUAAAAACAAUAAAUCAAAAUAGAAUAAGCAAACAACAUCUCCUGGAGCAGAUAAAUGAAAAGCGUGAAACCAACUGUUUUGUGGAAAGAAGCAAUCAAGUCAGCUUCCUGAGAGUUCAGAAGAGGCACUUCAGUGGUGCCCAUCAGUCAUGUGUUUUCACCCAUUUCAAUGAAGGUAUUUCUGAGAGCAGCAGGAGCUCCUGGGUCCAACCAAGUGUCUUUGUUCACCCAGAGAAAAGGCACUUUGAGCCAAAAAGUAAGAUGUUACAGGAGAAUUCCUACUCUUCAUAGGAAGAAUUCAUAAGAAAAUUUAGGAAAAAAAUUCUGGGGUCAAAAGAGGUUCCUAUAUAUUAUGGUUUGGAUAUACAGUGUC
Messenger RNA from Marmota flaviventris (yellow-bellied marmot), 420 nucleotides. RefSeq names its product spermatogenesis associated 45 (gene Spata45). NCBI's taxonomy places the organism in Eukaryota, Metazoa, Chordata, Mammalia, Rodentia, Sciuridae. The record is from RefSeq and is a predicted model, not a curated record.